This is a messenger RNA of Mytilus trossulus (common blue mussel), 5962 nucleotides long. RefSeq lists its product as uncharacterized. Bases 1 to 5811 code for a protein of 1936 amino acids. NCBI's taxonomy places the organism in Eukaryota, Metazoa, Mollusca, Bivalvia, Mytilida, Mytilidae. Gene Ontology annotation, biological process: inflammatory response; toll-like receptor signaling pathway; immune response. The transcript is spliced from 5 exons. The record is from RefSeq and is a predicted model, not a curated record. Gene Ontology annotation, molecular function: protein binding; transmembrane signaling receptor activity. Gene Ontology annotation, cellular component: plasma membrane.
AUGGAUUGCUCAUUUCUUCUGCUUGUGACAUUUUGCAUAAUUAGCAAACUUGCAUAUGCAGAUAUAUGUGAACUCAGUGCUUUAUUUGCAAACUGCUCAAAACGUGGAUUGGCGAAAGUUCCUCAGAAUCUGCCGGAUUAUAUUACUAAUCUCGAAUUAUCAGAAAAUAACAUUACAAAGAUAGAACCAAAUGCAUUCAAACAAUAUGGUAAGCUAGUAGUUUUACACUUAGAACACAACAAAAUAAGUAUCUUAGACAGUGAUGCAUUUAUGGGCUUAUGCGAAUUGAAGGUGCUUUUUCUAACAGGAAAUCGAUUGGAUCAUACAAAAUAUCCGAACAAUGUUUUCCGUCCGCUAAAGAACAUACAAGAACUUUAUCUGAAUCGAAACAUGAGACGUGCACCUCCGUCUGAGCAAGAACAAACUUGUAAAUAUUCCGACACAGCCUUCAGCUGGAUGACUUAUCUAAAAAUUCUGUCAAUUGAUCUAUGUGGAAGCUCAGAUUUUGGCAUCGGAUUUCUCAAGUUGAUACAUUUGCAGAAUCUUACAUUUGAUUAUUGUCUAGCUUACAAUUUUACUCGACAAACCUUUAGUAAUUUUAGAAAUUCUAACGUCACUGUGCUGAACCUCAGUCGAUGUGAACUGUAUGAAAUGAGUGAAUCUAUUGACGCUGGAAUUUUAUAUCCUUUUUCAAAUGUGACAAGUCUGGAUUUAUCAAACUCAUAUUUUAGCCUAAAGCACGCCCUGAAGUUUUUGUUGCCAUUCCGUAAUAAGAAAAUGGAUAUGAUAAAUCUUCAUCGUGUAAGUCGGAAUGAUAGAAGCAGUCCAGAUAAUCCAUUCAAAAUUGUUAUAACAAGUGAAAUGAUGCAGUUUCUUAGAACCAUCUGUGUGAAAACUCUUAUUCUGUCAUACAAUGGAAUUGUAGAUGCAAAACCCAACUCAUUAUUUGUUUUUGAUCACCCGGAGUGCUUUGAAAAUAUUAUAGGAUCAGCAAAUAGUAUUUGGUUGGAAUACCCUCUCCAAUACAUCGAGGUUCAAAAAUUAUUAAGUACCAUGAUUAAUCUUCGACUAUUCGAUUAUUCAUACGUCCCGCAUAAGUUUGCAGAAAUGAACUUUAUACUCCCGUCAAAUUCAUUGAUCAUAAACAAUCACAUGUUAUAUACAGAUAGAACCCUAACCAAUAUAACGUUGUAUCUUCCACCUAAACUGGAACAUGUACGAUUUAGUCAUGUAAUGGCGGCGUCCAAACUGUUCAGCGUGAUAAUUAAGAAUACACUGGCACUGAAAAUUUUAGAUUUAUCGUAUGUUUCCUUCAAAGAAUUUCCUGAUAUUUUCAUGCCUGAAGGUAACUUUAUAGAACUCCUAGAUUUAUCAGGAAUAGAUUCAAGGUUAUAUGUUGAUAAAGGAGUUACUGAAUUAAUGGGAGAAGUAAAUACUCUCCUCAUACGUGAUGCCAAAUUAGAUCUAACAUUUAGAAAACGAAAAAAUGUCUUUAAAUAUUUAAGAAAUCGAACAAUUAGUAUUGAUAUUUCUCAUAAUCAUCUUUGGGCCCUUCCAAAAUCUGUUCGUGUCAUGACCAAUUUAGAACACAUUGAUUUGUCUUAUAACUCAUUCCGAAAAUUUCCGAAGAUAUUGACAUCGUUAUAUAAUCUCAAAAGAGUAGACCUAAGAUUUAACAAGUUACUAACCUUAGACAAAAAAGUUACACAAUGGGCUGACGAUGUUUGCAAAACACACAAUUUUACAUUACUUUUCGUCGGGAAUGAAUUUGCUUGUAGCUGUGAAAAUCGACACUUUUUGUGGUGGCUUACACAAACCAAGGUUUUAUUGGACAGAGACGGGCAUUAUCAUUGUCGAUUUCCUAAUGGAACAAGGACAAAUAUUACUGAUGUUAUGGAACAAUUCCAUGAUACAUUUUCAGAUUGCGAUGCUAUCGUUUGGUUACGUAUAGGUGUCAUUUGCAUCGUUUCGUCCUUUGUCGUCAUUUGUUUAUCAGCUAUACUUUAUCAGUUUAGAUGGAGAAUGGCAUAUUUUUUCUAUCGAAAACUGAAAAUGAACUAUGUAAUUGAAUCGGACGAUGUUGAAUUCAGGUAUGACAUCUUUGUUGCAUAUGCAUCUGAUAGUUGCGAAUGGCUUAAAGGUUCAUUAAUACCGAUACUUGAACGAGAAUGGAAAUUGAGUGUUUGUGUGAAAGAUCGUGAUUUUCCGGUAGGAGAAGACCGAGCAGAUACUGUCAUCAAUAGCAUGAGAAAUAGUAAAUUUAUAAUUUUUAUAAUUACACCAAAAUUUAUCAAAAGAAAAUGGGGAAAAUUCGAAAUCGAAAUAGCUAAAUAUGAAAUGUUUGAACAAAGAAAACAGAAACACAUUAUUGUCAUAAUGAAAGACGGCACAUCAAAGGAGGACGUUCCUAUUGAAUUUAGUCUUAUAUGGAAAGAUGUCAUAAUGAUCGAAUGGCCAAGCGAUGAUAUGAAUACCGAAAAUGUGUUGUAUGAUCUAAAGUUACAAUUGAACAUUAUUUGUAAUUCACAGGAAAACAAUAUGUUGACACAGAUUUAUACAGUAUGCACAUUUAUUGCCAUGGUCUUCGCGCACGGUAGACUUAUAUCUCCUCCUGGUAGAUCCACAAUGUGGCGCUAUGGGUACAACACACCUAAGAAUUACAACGAUAACCAGAUGUCUUGUGGAGGAUUUUAUAAACAAUGGACACUUAAUGGAGGAAAAUGUGGCGUAUGUGGUGACCCAUGGAACGAGGCUCAUGAUAACGAGGCUGGAGGAAAAUAUGCAACAGGAACCAUUGUUAGUCAAUACAAGACAGGACAAAACAUUCAGGUUAAAGUUCAGAUCACUGCUACUCAUCGUGGAUAUUUUGAGUUCCGUCUUUGUCCGGUUAACAAUCCCCGUCAGCCAGCCACUCAAGCUUGUCUAGAUAGGAACCUUCUUAAACAACAUAAUGGUCAGUCGAAGUUCUAUGAACCAGGGGCAAUCGGAACAUAUACAGUUGAUCUUGUUCUUCCUCAAGGUUUAACAUGUACACAGUGUGUAUUACAGUGGAAAUGGAAUACUGGGAACUCAUACAACUGUGAUAAUAACCAUAACUGCUGUAUUGGUUGUGGACCACAAGAACAGUUCUAUGGGUGUUCAGAUAUAGCUAUUUUGUCGUCUGGGACAAGUCAGUUUUCUCAUACUGGUGUUCAACAAGAACACCCAGUCGGAUUUUUACCCAUUUCAGGACAUAAUUUUCCUGCUGUUGUAGUAUCAAAUAACUCUAGGAGUAUGGAUGGGAGAUUGUAUCUAAUUGUGACAGUGACAUUUUAUAUGAAAGCAAAAUUGGCAUUUGCUCAAGAUUGUGAUAUACGUGAUUUGUUUGCCAAUUGCUCAAAGCGUGAUUUAUCAAACAUUCCUCAGAAUCUUCCUAAAAAUAUAACAGAACUGGACUUAUCGGAAAAUUUCAUAACCGAAAUAGGAGCCAAAACAUUCCACAGAUAUCGUAAGCUAAUUCAUUUAAACCUUGCAAACAACAAAAUAAACUCAUUGAACAGUGAUGCUUUUUCGGGCUUAAACGAAACAAAGGUGCUUAUUCUAACAGAAAAUCGAUUAAAUCAUACAAAAUAUCCAAACAAUGUUUUUCGUCCACUGAAGAACUUGCAAGAACUUUACCUAAAUCGCAACAUGAGGAAACCUUCCCCGUUCGAACCAUUUUGUCAUGGUAAACCUUGCAGAUAUUCCGAUAAAGCUUUUAGCUGGCUGGUCAAUCUGAAUGUUCUGUCAAUAGAUUUGUGUGAAAAUCCAGACUUCGGCGAUGGUUUUCUAAAUAUGAAAAAAUUGCAAAAGCUUACUUUUGAUUAUUGCUUAGUUUGUGAAUUAAGUAAUAUAACAUUUAGAAACUUUAAACAUUCAAACGUCACUGUAUUGAACCUUAGUAGAUGCGAACUAUAUAAAAUGAGUGCAACUAUUGAAGCUGGAAUAUUCAAUCCGUUUUCAAAUGUUACAAGUCUAGAUUUAUCAAACUCGUACUUCAGCUUGAAGCACGCCCUGAAGCUCUUGUUUCCAUUCCGCAAUAAAACAAUGGACAUGAUAAAUUUCCAUCGUGUAAGUCGAGGUUCUAGAACUAUUCCAGAAAAUCCAUUUAAAAUUGUUAUUACAAGUGAUAUGAUACAAUAUUUAAAAACUAUAUGUGUGAAAACUAUUAUCUUGUCAUACAAUGGAAUUGUUGAUGUUAAACCUAACUCACUAUUUGUUCAUGAUCACCCACAGUGCUUUGAAAAUAUCAUAAUGUCAGCGAAUAGUUUUUCAGUGGAAUAUAAUCAGCAAUAUAUGGAGGUUAUUAAAUUAUCAAACGCCGUCAUAAAUCUGCGUCUCUUCGAUUAUUCGUACGUCCCGCUUCAGUUUUCAGACAUGAAAUUUAUUCUCCCGCCAAAUUCAAUGAUCGUAAACAAUCAUUUUCCGUCACUGUAUUCAGAAACAAGACACCCAACUAAUAUGACGUUUAAACUGCCACCCAAACUGGAAAUUUUACGUUUCAGUUAUGUUAUGACAGGGUCCAGGCUGUUUAGUUUGAUAUUAAAAAAUACUAAAGCUCUGAAAUACUUAGAUUUAUCACACUUUGCCUUUCAAGAAUUUCCUGAUAUUUUUAUGUCCGAAGGUAACGUGUUAGAACACGUAGAUUUUUCAGGAAUAGAUUCAAGACUUUAUGUUGAUAAGGGAGUUAUUGAACUAAUGCGAGACGUAAAAACUAUCCUCUUACGUGACGCAAACUUAGAUCUCACAUUCAGAGAAAGGAAAAAUGUCUUCAAGUAUUUUGGAAACAGUACAACUAGUAUUGAUAUUUCUUAUAAUCAUCUAGUGACCCUUCCGAGGACAUUUGGUGUGAUAUCGAAUUUAGAACACCUUAAUUUAUCUUUCAACUCAUUUCGAAAUUUUCCGAAGUCUUUGACAUCACUAUCUAAUCUCAAAAUAGUAGACCUGAGAUUUAAUCAGUUGCUCACUCUCAACAAAAUGGUUACACAAUGGGCGGACAAGGUUUUCCAGAAAACAAAUUUAUCAGUACUGUUAAAAGGAAAUGAAUUUGCUUGCUCUUGUGAUAACCGGGACUUUUUGAAAUGGUUAACGCAAACAAAGGUUGUGUUGGAUACAAAUAGAACUUAUUAUUGCCAAUUUGCCAAUGGAACGAGAACCACCACUAGUUUCGUUGUAGAACGAUUCCAUGAUACGUUUUCAGAUUGCGAUGCAAUCGCUUGGUUACGUAUAGGUGUCAUUUGCAUCGUUUCGUCCUUUGUCAUCAUUUGUUUAUCGGCUGUAAUUUAUCAAUUUCGAUGGAGAAUGGCAUAUUUUUUCUAUAGAAAACUAAAAAUGAACUAUUCAGUCGAAUCGAACGACGUUGAAUUUCAAUAUGACAUCUUCGUUGCAUAUGCAUCCGAUUGCUGUGAAUGGCUCAUAGGUUCACUCCUACCAAUAAUAGAAGAGAAAUGGAAAUUGAGUGUUUGUGUUAAAGAUCGUGACUUCCCAGUUGGGGUAGACCGAGCAGAUACUGUCAUCAAUAGUAUGCGAAAUAGUAAAUUUAUCAUUUUUAUAAUUACACCAGGCUUCAUCAAAAGGAAAUGGGGAAAGUUCGAGAUUGAAAUGGCUAAAUAUGAAAUGUUCGAGCAAAGAAAACAAAAGCGUAUCAUUGUCCUAAUGAAAGAUGGCACGUCAAAAGAAGACGUUCCUAUUGAAUUUAGUAUUAUGUGGAAAGAUGUAAUUAUGAUCGAAUGGCCUGGUGAUGAUAUGAACACAGAGAAUGUGUGGUAUGAUUUAAAAUUGCAAUUAGGUUGAGUGUAGUACUAGAUUUUUAACACCUGUUGAAAAUGUAUCUGUACAUUUAACUGUUAGCAUGUAGAUACUCUAUCAGAAGUGUGGAUUUUGACGCUUAAACAGAAGGUUACAGACGAAUUAUUAUAUUUUCUAAUUUAAACUGGUUUAAAAA